AUGGAGUCUGCAAAAAACAGAUCUGCCAACUGGCAUCACAGCGAGCGAUCGUAUCUUCUGGAGCUCGUGCAGGACCGUGCCCACAUCUUUGCUAAUAGAGCAAAUGAUGCUCUAAACAACAAAAGUAAAAACCUAGCUUGGGAUGAAGUUUGUUCUGCAAUUAUUGCCAGAUAUGGGAACAAGUGGACCACCGGGCAAAUAAAGACCAAGUGGAAACAACUUCGCAGCCAGGCAAAAAAGGAGUAUGGCGAGUGGAAGAGACGCUCCCGUAUGACGGGAGGAGGGCCACCUCCAGAUCCUCCUUCAUCAGUAACUCUAUUAAUCAAGGAGAUUCUCCCAAGUGACUUUAUCCAGUUGUCUAACCCAUAUGACGAUGAUGCCGGGUUGAAUAAUGAGGCUGUCACAGCCCUGGAAUUUCUAAGCCAUGGAGGUCUGACCACAGGCGAUGAUUGUUUGCAGCAAGACGAACAGAACAGUCUUCAUCCAGCAACAAGUCAUGAACCAGUUCUUGCAUCAACAAGGCAAGACGAACAGAACAGUCUCCAUCCAUCAACAAGUCAUAAACCAGUUGUUGCAGCAACAAGGCAAGACGAACAGAACAGUCUCCAUCCAUCAACAAGUCAUAAACCAGUUCUUGCAUCAACAAGUCAAGCAAACAUGCAGAACAGUUCCCUUCCAUCCACAACUCAGAAUGGAGACAUUGAAACAACAAGGCAAGACACAACUCGAAACUCGUGGAGAGAAGAGGCGAUCAACCAUUCCCCACCAACCAAAAACUAG
Messenger RNA from Lytechinus variegatus (green sea urchin), 780 nucleotides. RefSeq lists its product as uncharacterized. NCBI's taxonomy places the organism in Eukaryota, Metazoa, Echinodermata, Echinoidea, Temnopleuroida, Toxopneustidae. The transcript is spliced from 6 exons. The record is from RefSeq and is a predicted model, not a curated record. Bases 1 to 780 code for a protein of 259 amino acids.